Molecule: messenger RNA, 1224 nt
Organism: Beta vulgaris subsp. vulgaris (sugar beet)
Lineage: Eukaryota; Viridiplantae; Streptophyta; Magnoliopsida; Caryophyllales; Amaranthaceae
Exons: 5
Coding region: 193-1086 (297 amino acids)
Biological process (GO): protein refolding
Cellular component (GO): cytoplasm
Source: RefSeq, a predicted model, not a curated record
AAAUUUGUGGUCAAGUUUAGUCCUUCUCUGCUGUCUCGGUGUCUCCUUGUAAACAUGGACACCCCCAGAAAUGUGCACCACUACUCGGGUGAAAAUUUUCUUACAGAAAUUUAACUAAAACCAACCUUUGUCGUAUGAACAUUGAACCAAAAAACAUCUUUAAAUGAAAAAUUAAUUUGACCCAAAAAAAAUAUGCGUCAUGGAUUCACUCUUCCUUCAUCACAAUUGAAAUCAACUUCACAAAUCCUAAUUCUCUCUCAUCAUCAUCAUCAUAAAUUCCCAAGAACAUACCUUUAUCCCAUAACUUUUCACCUUCAAACUCAAUUUCUUUCACCUAUUUCUGUACCUUUACUAAGAUGCUGUUAUGGGGGCCAAAUUUUUGAUCUUUUGGUGUUAAGAUCUCACCCAAUAAUACCCAGUUGUAGAAAUUUUAGGAAAAAACAGAAAUUUCAGGUGAGAGCAAGUUCAAGAGAAACCCCAUAUGAAGUUUUGGGUGUUUCUCCAUCUGCAACACCUAAUGAGAUCAAAAGAGCUUACCGAAAACUUGCUCUUAAAUAUCACCCAGAUGUUAAUAAACAGGCAAAUGCUCAAGAGAAAUUUAUGAGAGUAAAGCAUGCAUAUAACACAUUGAUGAACUCUGACUCUCGAAGUAGAUACGAUGCUGGAAAUAGCAAAUCGGACUUUUCGUAUUCAUCUUAUGGAGCAAGUCGGAGCACCCAGGAAGAGGAAGAAUUCUAUGGAUUAGGUGAAUUUAUGAGGGAUGUCCAAAUAACAGUAGGUGAUUUCUUUAGAGAUCUACAGGAAGAAUAUCAAAACUGGGAAGCAAAUGCGUCAUCGGAGGGGACUCCGAAGAGCUUGUGGGAAGAGUUAGCGGAAAUUGGUGAAGAGUUCGUCGAAUUCUUGGAAAAGGAACUUAACAUCACAGAUGAAGGUGUUGAGGCACCUACAGAAGGUUCUUUUGGAAGUUCUAGAGCACAAAGAGGAAAUAGUGAUGAAAAUAGAACUGGUGGAAAGAGCAAUAUUGAAGAAAGUAUUGACGAUAUUGAAGCUACUCUUGCUCAAUUGAAGAAAGAAUUGGGUUUAUAACAUCGAAAAACUAUAUGUUAUCCUGUUGGAAUUUUGUUGUAUUUUUGUAACCAACCCAAGUUAUAAUAUUUCAAUUGGAAAUACUACUAUGUAUUAUGGCGCAGCUUCCUAGCUUAUCCUACAUUUUUUAUUUAUAAA